This is a messenger RNA of Rotaria sp. Silwood2, 888 nucleotides long. The record is from the annotation of a GenBank genome assembly. Lineage: Eukaryota; Metazoa; Rotifera; Eurotatoria; Philodinida; Philodinidae.
AUGCAUUAUUUUUUAUCAUCAAUGGAUUCUUUUGAAAUUUUAUCCGAUUUAUUUAUGUUGUUGUGUAAUUUGUUGGGUAUUGGUUGUGCACUUAUUUUCAUUAGUGUACUGAUUAUUUAUCGUCAAUGUCGUAAAAUAACUACUUUACUCGUACUUAAUUCUAUUAUAGCUGGUUUUAUUGUCAAUGUAGUGUGUAUUUAUCAAGUAAUCUAUCAGUUAACUAGUGAUGGAAAUGAUAAACUAUGUGUAUUACGUGGUUUUCUUUUACAAAGUGGAUGUGGUCUUCUGUACCAUACAUUUUGUGUUCAAGCACUUCAUCGUUUUUUUGCUACUGUACCUGAACGACGACAAUAUCUUCGAUCGAAAUGUGUUAUUCUAUUCAUUGUAUUAUUACAAUGGUUUAUUUCAUUGACCUUUAGUCUUCCCAUUCUUGUUGGUGGCCGAAUCAAAUUUCAAGCAGGCUAUCGUAUUUGUCAGGUAUCAAUGCAUGAUCUAUAUGGUUUUCUUUAUCUUUCAAUUUGGAUUUAUUUUUUUCCAUUAGUAGUAAUUAUAGGAAUUUACAUUCGACUUUUAAUAUAUAUCAAACAAAAUCCAUAUCGUUUGGUUAUUCAUCAAAAUAUAUUUGAACGACCAAUACGACAACGUGAAUUUCGUAUUUUUCGUCAUGUUAUUAUACUUAUCUUUAAUCUUGUUAUUAUGCGUUUUCCUAAUCUUUUUUUCUUUCUUAUUAGUCAAUUUAGUCAUAUAACAAUUCCUUUUUAUAUAGAACGAAUCUGUCUCAUGUCUAUUUCAUUCGGUCAAGGUAUUACGAUGUUACUUUGCUUGAUUGAUAAUCAUCAGAUUCGAAAAUGUUUGAAAAAGGUAAUUAGAAAAGCAAAACGACGAUAA